CUGUUGGAUUUAUCUCGAAAUAGUUUCACUGGAGUGAUUCCAAAGUCUCUAGAAGCACUCUCAUAUCUCAAGCAUCUGAAUCUGUCUUUCAACAGACUCCAAGGAGAAAUUCCAAGCGGCGGUCCUUUCAAAAACUUCUCUGCUGAAUCAUUUGUUUCAAACCAUGGACUCUCUGGUGGAUCCCAAUUUCAAGUUCCACCAUGCAAAAGAAAAACUAGCAUAUCUAUCUUGAAGUAUGUUAUUCCGGGGAUCUUGUCAGCAAUGCUUCUAGCGGCCUCCAUAUUUUGAAUGUUGAUGUUACGCAGAAAAAAGAAUGCAACAACUGCAGCACAUAUUAUCUUGAUGCCUCAAGUUUUACGCAGAAGGGUUUCAUACCAAGAGCUCCUAUGUGCGACAGAUGGAUUCAAUGAAAGCAACUUACUUGGUAUUGGGGCUUUUGGCUCGGUAUAUAAAGGAACAUUUCCAGAUGAGAUAGAUGUUGCAAUAAAGGUUUUCAAUUUGGAUUUAGAAGGGGCAUUUGCAAGUUUUGAGGUUGAAUGUGAAAUGCUAAGUAAUGUUCAUCACAGAAAUCUUGUCAAAGUCAUCAGUUGUUGUAGUCAAAUUGAUUUCAAAGGUCUUGUAUUGAAUUACAUGCCUAAUGGGAGCCUUGAGAAGUGGUUGUAUUCUCAAAAUUCUUCUUUAGACUUAGUGCAGAGGUUGGAUAUAAUGAUAGAUGUUACAUCGGCAUUGGAGUACCUUCACCAUGAUUAUGAAGUACCUAUUGUCCAUUGCGAUUUGAAGCCGAGCAACAUCUUACUAGAUGAUGAUAUGGUUGCACAUGUUGCUGAUUUUGGUAUUGCAAAACUCUUGGGUGGAGGAGAUUCUAUGACUCAAACCAUGACCCUGGCCACAAUUGGGUAUAUUGCUCCAGAGUAUGGAAUGGAAGGAAUAGUGACCAGAAGAGGGGAUGUGUAUAGCUUCGGUAUUGUAGUGAUGGAAACAUUUACAAGAAGGAAACCAACUGAUGAGAUCUUCAUUGGGGAAAUGAGAUUAAGUCAAUGGGUUGCAAAUCACCUAGUUGCAAAUGCGAUAGUUGAUGUUGUGGAUGCUACUUUACUUGGAACCGAGGAGGAUCAUGAGUUUGUGAGCAAGAGGGAGUGCUUAUCAUCUAUUAUGAGAUUAGCUGUUGCUUGCUCAGCAGAAUCACCAGAAGAGAGGAUAAACAUGCAAGAGGCUGUAGCCAUGCUUAAAACAAUCAAGAUCAAGUUUUCAAAGCAAACUGCAGCAGGUGUGGUGUUGAACUGUCAUCCUGCUUGGUAACCCUUUAAUGUGUCGAUAUAUCUUGGCUUGCCAUUUGAUUCUGUACCUAAUUAUGUAAUUGUAUGAUAGUAUGGUUCGGACUCAUGUUUGGUUGGUAAGUUGCUCCUUUGCAUUCAAAAAUAACUUCCAUCUAGCUCCUUGCAGUUUUGUAGUUUCUGUGUUUUUCUGCUUUGAGGCUAGCUGCUUAAAUAAACAAAAGCACUACUAUUUUCUCAAAUUUUUUUUAUCUUUAAGUUGUCAAAGUAGUCAUCAUGGUACAAUAUAAAACUAAUCUUGAAUCCUUUGAAGUUUCCUGGUGGAGGAAUGCAUGCACCUAAGUUGAAUGAGAUGAAAAUGUAUGUAUGUACAAAACUGAGUUCACUUCAAGAGCAGAUGCACAUCCUUCUCU
Rosa chinensis is the source of this 1687-nucleotide messenger RNA. RefSeq names its product probable LRR receptor-like serine/threonine-protein kinase At3g47570. The transcript is spliced from 2 exons. The record is from RefSeq and is a predicted model, not a curated record. Gene Ontology annotation, molecular function: protein kinase activity; ATP binding. NCBI's taxonomy places the organism in Eukaryota, Viridiplantae, Streptophyta, Magnoliopsida, Rosales, Rosaceae. Gene Ontology annotation, biological process: protein phosphorylation. Bases 289 to 1299 code for a protein of 336 amino acids.